Lodderomyces parapsilosis is the source of this 1395-nucleotide messenger RNA. It is a transcript of the gene UBP6, whose product is annotated as ubiquitin-specific protease. The record is from RefSeq and is a predicted model, not a curated record. The transcript has 2 exons. Gene Ontology annotation, molecular function: oxidoreductase activity; proteasome binding; protein binding. Gene Ontology annotation, biological process: protein deubiquitination; regulation of proteasomal protein catabolic process; proteasome-mediated ubiquitin-dependent protein catabolic process. Bases 1 to 1395 code for a protein of 464 amino acids. NCBI's taxonomy places the organism in Eukaryota, Fungi, Ascomycota, Pichiomycetes, Serinales, Debaryomycetaceae.
AUGAGCACUAAGGUCACUAUCAAGAAUGCCGGAAAGACGUACACGUUCGAAAUAGGUGGCAAUGACACUGGGAUCGACUUAAAAAAGAAGAUUCAAGAACAAACCAUGAUUCCACCAGAAAGACAAAAGAUCUUGGUCAAGGGAGGCAAACUAAACGAUGAUACGCUAUUAUCAACUUUAGAUUUUAGUAAACCAGUAAUGGUUUUGGGUACACCUGACAAAUUGGCAGCACCGGUUGAGAAACCCAAAUUCAUUGAAGAUAUGGGAGAUGUGACUAAAGUGGACAAUAACCCUGUUGGUAUCCCAAACUAUGGAAAUACAUGUUACCUUAACUCAAGUUUGCAAAUUCUUUAUCAAAUUGAUGAUGUGAGGAACAAUAUUCUGGAAUACAAGGGAACUGAUAAUUUCACCAUUGCAUUGAGAAAUACUUUCCAACAAAUGGAGAAGAAACAGGGCAGCGUCAACAUUGCUCUCUUUUUAACCAUUUUCAGAAAUGUUUACCCACAAUUUGCUGAACAAAGAAAUGGGAUUUAUGCUCAACAGGAUGCUGAAGAAGCAUUUUCACAAAUCUUGACUACGUUGAAACUGAAUUUGAAGAUUGCCGAUUUGUUUAAAAUUGAAUUUAAAGUAGAGACAAAGAGUUUAUCCAACCCUGGGGAAGAACCAGUGUUUGGUGUGGAAGAUGCCUUCAAAUUGAAUUGCCAUAUUGAUAUCAAGACGAAUUUUUUGAGAGAUGGUAUUCUUGGUGGAUUAACUGAAACCAUCACCAAGCAUAAUGAAGCAUUGAAUGCAGAUUCUGAAUAUGAAGUUUCGAAAAAGAUCACCCGAUUACCCAAAUUUUUAGUUGUUCAUUUCAUUAGAUUUUUUUGGAGGAGAGAUAUCAAUAAGAAGUCCAAAAUUUUAAGAAAAGUUCAAUUCCCGUUUGAAUUGGAUCUUUCAGAAUUCUUGGAUGAUUCAAUAAAGGAGGAGAAGAAUAAGAAUCGUGAUAUAAUUAGAAAAGUGGAAAAGGAUAAUUUGGAUAUAAAACGGGAUUUCAAAAAAGCUAAAAAAGAUAUCAUCAACACUGAGGAUGAAGAAUUGAAAAUUGCUUCAAUAAAGAGCAAGUUUCAAGAUGAUUUGUCGACAGCGCUUCCCGGAGUCAAUUUUGAAACAACUACUGAAAACCCAUCCUCAGUGUAUGAGCUCAAUGCAAUAAUAACUCAUAUGGGGGCUAGUGCAGAUGGCGGUCAUUACAAGGCUUAUGUAAAAGACGCUAAUGACCUCGAAGGUGAAAAUUGGUGGCUAUUCAAUGAUGACAAGGUCAGUUCGGUAUCGAGAGAAAAAAUUGCUACGUUAGCUGGUGGUGGUGAAAGUGAUUCGGCGUUGUUGUUGAUUUAUAAAGGAUUAGCGUUAUAG